This is a messenger RNA of Sorex araneus (European shrew), 9679 nucleotides long. It is a transcript of the gene CBX5, whose product is annotated as chromobox 5. Gene Ontology annotation, molecular function: chromatin binding. The transcript has 6 exons. Gene Ontology annotation, cellular component: pericentric heterochromatin; nucleus. NCBI's taxonomy places the organism in Eukaryota, Metazoa, Chordata, Mammalia, Eulipotyphla, Soricidae. The coding region runs from base 228 to 803 and encodes 191 amino acids. Gene Ontology annotation, biological process: negative regulation of transcription by RNA polymerase II; chromatin organization. The record is from RefSeq and is a predicted model, not a curated record.
CUGCCAGCCCGCCAAGCCCCAGACCUGGGAGGGGAGGCCCCUCCUGUUAGCCCAGAGGGGAAGAAAGAACUGGGGCGAUCCGGUGGGGAGGCCAUGGCCACAAUGCUUAACUGCAUGCAGCUCACCCGGCGCUGGUCUUAAGCCCAGCGCUCUGACUUACACUGCUCGGCUCCCGGAAAUUCCAAGGAAUCCGGUGGCUUUGGUUCUUCGGGGGAACAGAGUGCGACAUGGGAAAGAAAACCAAGCGGACAGCUGACAGUUCUUCUUCAGAGGAUGAGGAAGAGUACGUCGUGGAGAAGGUGCUAGACAGGCGUGUGGUCAAGGGGCAGGUGGAGUAUCUGCUCAAGUGGAAAGGCUUUACUGAGGAGCACAAUACCUGGGAACCUGAGAAAAACCUGGAUUGCCCGGAGCUAAUUUCUGAGUUUAUGAAAAAGUAUAAGAAGAUGAAGGAGGGAGAAAAUAACAAGCCCAGGGAGAAGUCAGAAAAUAACAAGCGGAAAUCCAAUUUCUCCAACAGUGCUGAUGAUAUCAAGUCCAAGAAAAAGAGAGAGCAAAGCAAUGACAUUGCAAGGGGCUUCGAGAGAGGACUGGAACCAGAGAAGAUCAUCGGGGCAACAGACUCGUGCGGUGAUUUAAUGUUUCUAAUGAAAUGGAAAGACACAGAUGAAGCUGACCUGGUUCUGGCAAAAGAAGCAAAUGUCAAAUGUCCACAGAUUGUGAUAGCGUUUUAUGAAGAGAGACUGACGUGGCAUGCAUACCCUGAGGAUGCAGAAAACAAAGAGAAAGAAACAGCAAAGAGCUAAAAGGGGCGGGGGAUGCUGUCGUUUCUCUUUGUAUAUAAUACAUUUACCUUCCUGCCUCCUCUCCCUUCUCCCCACCCCCUUCUACCCUAAACACAUCCAUAAAAAAUGUGCUUAUCACUGUGUUCCACAGGAGAAAUGUUGGUAUUGGUUCUCUUGUAAAAUAACUGAUGGUCUGACCCAUGAUAAGUGUCUCUCCGUGAAGACCAGGCAUCUACAUGCUGUAUGUAAUCCCCCCCCAGUUUUUUUCUUCUGCCCCGAUACCUCUCCCUUCUGCUCUCCUGUGACCUCUAACUUUUUACUCACUUUCAAGUCUUGAUCUUUUCAGAAUCGGUCACUUUUUAGAUUGGGAGAUUUUGUUACAGUGAUGAUGAAUUUGGUUCCUUGAGUUUGGUUCUUAGAACACGUUGACGACCUGCUGGCCUUUGUUUUAGAUCGUGGGGACGGAAAAGAUGCUGCCCAUCUUUUCCCAAAGCCAAUAGCAACCGCCUGCUUGUUGGGGCGCCCAGCCUCAUGCCGCCCUCUCCCCCGAGGAUGCUGGGUUUCUGAACUUGUCUUCUGAGCGGCCCUGUUCCCCCUCAGCUGGCCUUCCAGAGGAGCUCUGGCCUUCGGAGGGUUUGCAGUGUCGCGCCACGGUUGGUCCAGGCACCUCCCGGGCUCCUGGCCUCGUGCAUCAGCAAUCCCUGAUUCUGCAUUUUCAAGGUGGUGCGAGUCCGUCAUAAACUGACAUGAGUCUUGACGGUGGGAGACUUUGGGCUCUGAGUACGUGGGGAGGGGGGAGGGGACAGUUGUCUUUAUUAUCACAUGUGGUAUAUAUGUAUUAUUUCCUUCUAUGCCUCAUAUUUGGACUCUGUGUAGGUAUGAGUGACUGCCUGGUGCUUGCUUGUGCCAAGGUGCUAGGCACCCCCCAGCCCUGCCAACUCUUGUGGCCUCCCAAAGCGUUCCUGUUACCAAAGAGGCUUCCGACCCGACCCUCACUUCUCAGUGGCCCUGUUUCCCUCCGUGCCGUUGUUUCCAGUGGGGAACUGUUGGCCACCACACUUGUCACCCAUUCCCUGCCCUGUUGACGCCUGGAUUUGCCACCAGGAGCCUCACAGUAUUACUGCUCUUUCUUUUUUUUUUUCUCUACCCCCCAAACUCUGGUUUGUGGCGGGGGGUUUUUUGGUUUGUUCUUGUUUCUUAAUGCAUUUCUGUGGAAGGCAUCACCUCGGAGAGUGACAGGCCCUGGCACUAGCGUGUUGACACAGCCUCUCUCCCUACUUGGCAGAGUAAUUCCCUUUGUUUUCCACUUGUUUUGCCAUAGGAGAGACUGUUUUUUUUCUUAUCCCAUCUGACUUUUGUUCCUCAACAGACAUCCUACUUUCCUUUACCCCCUUGUAGUCAGGGGGCUGGAGGGGGCAGGGGGGAGGGGGUGGCACUGGAGAAGGUGGAAAGUAAGGGAAUAACAAGGUGUUGAGUAUGUCUUUAUCCCAGCCCAAAGCUGAGAAAUAAGAAUUGAUGCUUGAAAUAGCCUUAACUCUAGAAUUCACCAGCCACUGAAGUUGUGUUCUUGUUAACUUUGGAUGUUUGAAAUGAGCUGUCUGGUCGGGAGCACUCAGCCAUUUCUGGGCUAUUCAGAAGAGUGAGAGGAAUAGAUGGAUUGCUCCAGUCCGCAGAUGAGCCAAAUAAUAUGCAAAUUAUAUACCCAUUCAUAGCAUUUGCUAACCCUGCUUCCUCGCUCAGCUGCUGAUUGAAUUCUGCGUGCUUGUGUAAAUUAUGUCAGAAAUUAUGGUGCGCGGUUGAGAAGACAGCUGUUGCCGCAGUGACAUGACAGGCUGGAACAAUGGAGCUUUGGGUUUAAGUCACCCAGGAAAAUCCUUCUGAAUGGUGAUGUGAUUGGGUGAGAACUCAGAGCCCGUAUCUGCAGUGGAUGGGAGUUUUAGCUCCAUCUUCCUUUCCUCUCUGUAGGACCUAAAGGUCAAGUGCAGGGUGAUCGACCGCUCCUCGUGCUCCAUCUGAUGGGCGAUUCAAAGAGAAGCAGGGUGAUCAGGAAAGAGAUCAGUCUUGGGGUACCCAAGGAUCUCAGUUGGGGUGAGCAAGCACAGAGGCCCCGAGUAGGGAGCUGCGUCUCUCACAUUGCAGGUGGAGGGGGGAUGACCACGCAGUCUGGGUCCCCCAAAGCCGUGGGGAUAGCGGCUAACAGUGGUCCUGAUUUUUUAAAUCAAUCGCUAGCAUGUGCACAAAGAGCAAAGCAAAGAGCAAAAUUGAGAAACCUGGGCCCCCUGGCAGCUGGAAUUCUUGGUAAGAUUACAGAAGCGUCUCUUCGGAACCUUGUUUCUGACCUAGAGUAAACCCUGGUGUCAUCUAAUUCCCAGCACCUCUGUAGUACCUUGCUUUGUCUUUCCUUGUUUGCUUGGCCCAGUGGGUUGAGUCUUACUCUGAGCACCGUCAUGGCAUCUUGCAUUCGCUCCCUGUGUACUCUUGGCUGCUGCUUCCCUGGCGAGGCAGAGAGCGAGGCCGGUCCUGGCCGCCGCCCUCAGCAGAGGAGCCCGAAUGCGUGCCCGUGCCCUUGGCACUUGGUAGUGCAGAGUAGCUUGUUCUGGCAACAAACCUGUUUCCUCUGGGAAUUGAUGGGCUCAACACUCUUAACUCUCCGAGCGUCCUGGGUGCUUGGGUGCUGGGAUCGUAUUUUCCCUGUGUUUAGUCCUCUUUCUGAAAGUCUGAUGGCUUGUUGUGCUGCUCGAAGCAGCGCUUUGCACCGACUGUUGCUCUGUUAGCUGCUGGGGCCAGCGUCGCCACCUUUGAGCCCUGAACUGGGCCAAUGCUGGUCUGUAUAAGACCCCCAUUAUCUGUUGGGGGUCUGGGAGAUAGCACAGAGGGUUGGAGGUCUCUCCCCUAUAAAGGUCAGCGAGUAGGAAUGUGAGCCCUGCUGGAAGCACCCUCUCCCCCCACACACACACACCCAUUCAUUUUGGUUUUUGAUUUUUUUGGGCCCCACUUGGCAGUGCUAAAGCUUGUUCCUGACUACGCUCAGAUACGCUUCUGGCGGGAAGCGCCCACUUGUAACUUAGAGCCAUAUCCUUUUGCGUCUGCAGCCCAGCUUCUCUCUGACCUAGGGAACAUUAGAGUAUAUGGUUUGCCUUAAUGCCCAGAGGCUCUCCCUGAUCCCCUCUUGACUGACCCCCAUAACUGCUCACUACAGUUUUUUUGUUGGUGAAAAAUGGGUCAUGUUCACACAGUUCGUGCUUCAGAAUUAUUUUUGUUUUGUUGGUGCCCGGGAUAGAGCUCGGGGCCUCAUCCACGUGCAGCCUGCGUUCUUCCUUCCCACUGAGCUACAUUUCUGGCCCGUGAGCGCUUUGCUUCCCUGGUUUAUGGUCACUCGGCAGUCCUCGUUUCUCCUGUGUUUAGGCCCAGUCUAGGGACUUUGGGAUUUUCACCGUGUUGGGUCUCUGGUUCAUGCCAGUUUUCCUAAGGGACGGGGUGGGGGGGGCGUGUUCAAGAGAUUUUUUGUUUGAACUGGAAACUUAUUGCCUCUAUUUUCACGUUUUGAGUUGGAGACCCCAAAAUCCUAUUUUGCCAGGGACAUGGGGAGCCUAGCAGUUGCUGUGCCACUCGAUCUGAAACGGAGAGAGUGUUGCUCACACAGCAGGUCCUUUGGCAGCCCUGAGCCCGGCAUGCUGGUUCCAGUUUGGAGAGAAGGGAUAGUGUUGUGUGCCCCGUUUCCUUGGUUACUGGGCCACGUGUGUCUGGACGAUGAAUAACCCCAACGUGCAUCCAGAUUCGUGCUGGCUUGCCACUGCUCAUGGAGUUCUGCUCUCAGAGUGCUCGGAGCUGGGCUGGCCCUGCCCAGUGGGAGGAUUGAGCGCUUUUUUGUCGAGCUCUCCGUGCUCCAGCUCUUUGGUCUAUAUCAGUAUUUCCACCCAAAAACAGUUUUUGGCCCUGAGGCUCCAAGAGCAAAAGGAAGGUCUGAUCCCUGCCCUCAAGGAACAUUGUGGAGCAGACGGUUAAUCAGUCUAGCAAAAGCAAGGAAUGGAUACACAUCUCUGAUGUGGGGCCAGAGACAGUUGAUGUUUGGGCAAGUUUGUGGCCCUACGUUAGGAGGGUGACGUUGGGUUCAGUGGCAGGUUGGCACAAUGAUCUUGAAUAACCCGGGCCAGUUGGCUAGAGAAAGACCACAAGGACAGUGUUUCAUUCCAGAAAAUAAGACAAUGAAAGCUUAGUUAGAAUUGCUCUUACUAGGAGAAAACAAGUGAAUAGGGAUGAAAAAUCCCUGAUUGGGGUCCCUGUUUUAGGUUCUUUGCUAAAGUGUUCAGUAGCAUCGAUAGCCCUUGGGAUAGAGAGGGCUGUGGCAGAUACAUUUACAUGUUACUGUAACACGCGUCUUCAGAGUCGCUCUGACCGUUUCCCAGUUAUUCAAGCCUUUUGGAGUAAUGAACAUGAAACUGGCUUUAAGCCUGAAAUGGAGACACACUUUGGAGAGGUAACAGGUUUCUAAAGAGAAGGCUAGGGGUAUGUCUGGUAAUAUCUGGGCAGAUUUUCUGAGCAGUUUGUUUCAUUCAGCUGAAACACCUGUUUCUAAGCAGAGAUUUGUGUCUUUUCUGUGGAAACCUCUCCCCGAAAUAUAUGUACUCUGCAUUACCUGUAAGGAGACGUUCAGGGUGAGGUGCUGAGAUAAACUCUCCAGGGGCUUAACAAAGUUCCAAGUUCUAACUCUUGACAACAGGAAAAAAUCUUUUUCUCUGGAUGAUUGAGAAGCUUGCACAGUCUUUAGAAGUCAGGAUUCCUAGGAAGUAGAGUAACUUCUGGAAAGCUGAAGUGUGGAAGUUCUUUGGAUAGCUUCGUAAAAGCAGUUCUAGUGUCUUCUGGCCUGUGCUGGAAUUCUUGAAUUUUAAUCUACCUCAUCUUCUCUUUAAGUGUAGGUCUUUCAGCUUGUUGCCCUUUACAUCAUCUUGACCUUGGACUUUUCCCCGCCUAUUCAGUGAUUUUUUUUUCCCUAUUCAUAUUCUCUUGCCUUUUCAUCCUGAUCCUCAUUUUACUUAGUAUUACAUCGCAUUGUUUCUCUGCAGGAUAAAUGUUUGGAAGUAGUUCAGAAUCCUGCCGGUGCAUCUGAGAGAUAGGACCAGCAGGCAGGAGGGCUCUUGCUUUGCAUGCAGCCAACCUGGGGUUUGAGCCCUGCCGGGAAGAAGCCCUGACGCUGUGGGUGUGGCCCUAAAGCCAAAAAUGAAUCCUGGUUUUUUUUUUUUUGUUUUUUUGAGAAGUAACUGCCUCAUGCCAUUUGUCUCUGAGGUCGCAGGAGAAGGAAGGAGUUAAAAGUGGGAGGGGGCGGGGUCAGCCUGUACAGAGGGAGCUGACAGGCAAGAGCCAUUAAUUAAGAUAAUUUCAAAGUCAACUGAUUGUGAUCAUUAAUGUCACAAUAGAUCAAAACCUAAUUAUCACAGCCUAGGUAAGAGCCAUCAGUAUUAAUCGGAAAAUCUAAUAGGGAACUAUUAUCAAGAAAUUAGACCAAAUUGAAUGCAAUGAACUUUUUAUCUUGUCAUUCUCUCCUUUUUGUAUCUGCUGUCCCCUGGCGCUGGCCAGUGUGACCCUUAGAGUUGACCCAUCUGCCAGUGGCCAGUUUGUCGCAGACAGGGGGAUUCCAGGUGCAGAUUGACCACGGACUGUCAUUGCUGCUCUCUUCAGCCUUGAUUCAUCAUCCGGAUUUGCUCCUGUGAUCAGUGAGGAAAGGUUUAGAUUUCCGUCUAGAGUGCUCGUGCCCGGUGACGUUGCUGCACGCUCUAGGGCAUAGAUAGCUGAUAGGUAGGUGAUAGAUCGUCCUCUGCUCUUCUGUUCACGUGGGACCUUCCUCUAUGGACAUUGUUCGAGGAGAUCUGACGGCCCGUUGCUAAAUUUGUUUUUCCUCCCUAGUUUUAGUUUUUAAAUCUAAGAUAAGAACAUCGAAUUUUACCAGAGUCCAGGGUAAUUCCAAAGUGCCCAGGUGGCGAUGCUAUUUUUAGUUGUUUUGUCUCUUUUUCUUCUUUAAUUGUAGUGGAAGUAACCUUUUUUUUGGGGGGGAGGGUGGCAUCUUUUUUGCCUUCCUUUUGUGAUUUAUGUCUUGGAAGGAGCACCAAAAAAAAAAAUCCUGUGAGAGUCUCUGACAAUUACAACCCUUCGUCUCCGCUCUCUGAAGGAGAAUCUAGGGUUCACUAGUUAUACUUUCUGUUCUUUGCUUUGUUUGGCUUUUGGACACGCUCAGCGGUGCUUAGGAGCCAUUUCUGGUUCAGGGGACCGAGUGGCACCAGGGACUGGACGCGGGCCUCUGGCAUACAGAGCGGUCGCUCACCCCACUGAGCUAACUGUCUGGCCGGCUUGCAGUUCUGCUUCUGUUCUCAAGCUGCUUCGGAAGAUCUGUUCAUAGUGUUUGACGGACGUCAAAAGCUUGGAGAGAUUCUGGCCCUGGGCACUGUGGGGAGGUGGCAGAGCUGAGGGCGGGGUUGUCCGUAAAGAUGUCACUGCCGUCACCCUCUUCCUGCCACCUCCAGCCGGGGGUGCAGAGCGCUGUCCCGACCAGCACCAGCGGUGGCAGUCCUUUUUCUCCUGCGUCGCUUUGUUCUGGAUUUUUCAGAAUUUAGGUGACUCGGCACAGACAUGUUUGAGAAAUCAGUGUGACUUCGUCUUUCACCUUUGUAAGAAAGUGAAAUUUCAUUUUUCUUUCCUGGGGGUCACUGUGCCAGGGAUAAAACCAAGGGCCUCGUGUACAAGGCAUGCACUCUACCGUUGUACCUCACCUGCAGUUGGAAAUGAUGAUUUCUUUGCAAAAGAACAUGUGCUCUUAAUGUUAAAUUUGUAUUCUGUUUUUAAAAUACCCACCAACACCUGACUUUCAGAAGCGGUUCAUUUCUCUGAUGUUGUUCCUGUAUGUGCUAGAUAAAUAAAAGGCUCUUAUUAUACUUGUGGGUUGAUUGACUUCAUCUACUUAGCAGAGUGAGCUGUAUCUACCAACUGUCUAUUGCUCCCAAAUGCACAUUUUUGUUUGUUUUCAGGUCACAGCUCAGGGCUAACUCCUGGCGCUGUGCCCAGGGGUCACUCCUAGAAGAGUCUGGAGACCUUACGGGGUGCUAGGGAUCAAACCCUGGGGUACUGGGAUUGAACCCCAAGUCUGCCCCGUGCAAGGCAAGCUCUGUAGCCACUAUCCUGUCUCCCCAGACUCCUGGUUCCUUGUUUAUUGUUUUUCUGUUUGGUGGUGGUGGCGGUGCCAAGGAUUGAACCCUCACGCAGGCAAGGCAAGUGUCAAAUGUCCCCUUCCGAAGUAGAAUGCUCUAGGCCAUGGAACAAGAAUUAAGUGUGUUUGCCAGUCUCCCCAACUGUUUCAUAACGGCUGACCUUGGGCAAGUCACUCCUUUCAAUGCCUCAGUUCCCCAUCUGCCAAAUGGGGGUAAUAACCCUGACCUACCUACCUCACGGGGUGUUGUGAGGCAUUGUUAAUCGAAGUUGGUAGAAUACCACAGGCUCCUCAGCGGAGGAUGUCUUGAGCCUAAGUAUAGGCCUAACAGGCUUUCGUCCUCACUUAGUUGUUCCAAGGCUGGAACUACUCUGUGACCUUGGCAAGUUCUUUGCCCCCCACCCCUCCUCAAAGCUGCUAGUUCAGAUGUUGACAGUGUUUUCGUGAAUGUGUCGGAGUCUCCGUCGUGCAGACUUAGGAUGUUAUGGGGAAGGCACUUAGUAUUUUCUGUUUUGCAUCUACCAAGAGGCUAUUUCGGACCCAAGAACCUUGGACUAAGGAAUCACGUGGCAGCAAUGCAACUGCUUCUUUCCUUCUCUGCACAUAGGAAAGGAAGGUUCCAUUCCCUGGGGACAGACUUGGGCUGUCUUAGGAGCCAAACAAACCCAGUAAGUUUGAUUGCUAGGGCCGCUUAGCACGCCCCAAACUGGACUUAGGACAGCUGGGUAACGCUCAGAAGGCAGAAAGCAUGGUUCAGGAAGCAAUCAUAUCCUCUGUCCCCUACCCCCCCCCCCCAAAAAAAAAAAGCUACCUGAUGAAUUUCUUUUUCUAGAAACACAUUUGACUCUGAUUGGACAGUGAUCCUCCUGAAAGCUCCUUCCAGUUCACCACGUAGAGCAUAGAUGUUACCUCUUUCUCGGUGUCACAGUCUGAAUUUGACUUUGACCUUUUGUUCCUCCGGGUUUGGGAAGACUUCGGACACUCUUUCUGUUUGCUCCGGUGUGGGCUCAGGAGCUUUACUUUCCAUUCCAGUUCAGGGGUUCAGACAGCUCCUCUUAACCUAUAGGGCUCAUUCAUCUCCCUCUCCUUGGCCCCAGACUUGGAACCCGUAAAAAAGCACAAGGUCCUGGCCCCUUGCUGUGGUCACAUUCUGCUCCUCUGUCCACACAGCACCCGCUGCACCGGUGGGUUCUGUGGAACCCCGGAGAUGGAGAGAGCGUGGUCUACACUCCCCACCUCUCCUGCCCCGCCAAGUAGCCAGGACUUGACUCCCAGGGCCUGCUGGCCUUCCCGAGGGAUGGGACCUAGGAGACUUGAGAAGCUGGAUUUCGGCCCCUGGACCAUCCCGAGUUACGAAACAAAUCAUACCUGGUAGCUGGAUUUCUGAAAGGAAAAACGGGAUCUUCUCUAAUGGACCUUUUUUUGCUUUGUGCAGGAGUUUUGGUUGUGGCUUUUUGUUGUUCUAUUUCUGCCAAACAUGUCUGCUUUUAAUUUUUUUUAAGAUAAAUGAUAUAUGUAUAUAUAUGUAUAGGCAUAUACAUAUAUAUGUUUGAAUUUAAAUGUAAAUGUUUGAAAGUAGGCAAUUUAUGUAUUUCCACAACUGACGUCUGAUGCAGUCCUCACUCUCUCCCUUCUACCCUCUUUCCUCCUCUUUUCAUACUCUUGUAUUGGUUCUAAUAAAUGGUUGCUUUUCAAAUACGGA